GCAGUUUGCCUUGUACGCACACCACUGUGUACAUGAGUUUUACACCUUUGGAUUUGCCUCAGGGGAUUAUACAGCUCAUUACCGAUGAGCUUCCCUCACCUGCAGACUUCAUUCUUCACCAAAAGCUAAUUUCGCAUGUAAAAGAAAGCAAGGAAGGAAAACGGAUUAUUCUGUCCGUGUCCGAAGGGUGGGCGAAAUGGCAGGCUAUAGCAUCAAAGCACAACGUUAAUUUGGCCCAGGAGGAGAACUCAGGCAGUCUUACAUUCGUCGACAUUUCUUCCUUUGAGCCAGAAGAAUCCGGAUUGAGGCAGAUAUUCAACGUAGUUGUCGAAGCCCUGAAGGAAUGCACUCCUGACUCACUUGUCAUUCUUGACGAUGUCUCAACGCUGGAAUGGAUUGGAGUAUCAACCCUUGACAUUCUUCGAUUUUGCCGUGCCUUGAGGGCUCAAUGCAUCAAGCAUCAAGCAACAUUACUUAUCCGACAUCAUUUGGUGGUCUAUGGCAUGCCAGAUCAAUUGUUCCGUGACUUGAUGCAGCUCGCAACUUACCACGUUGAUGUGAGGCCAUUAGCAAGUGGUCGAAGUGGUGCUGUCAGUGGAGAGGUUGCGCUACAUUUGGGUCCAAACGCGCUUCCACCUGCCUCAGUCAAACCCAUUCCCAGAAGCCGUGCAGUUCAAUAUCGCUUGACGGAUUCUGGAUCCAUAUUUUUUGAAAGAGGCAAUAGUCACGGUGUCCUUUGACUCCGAGUAGCCGGACGGCCAAAUAUACAUGCGCUGGUUUAUUGAAUAUUGCCCCUGAAGUAGUGUAAAGCUGACCUCAAGGACUUCUUUGAAGUCCCCCUGUGAGACGU
Molecule: messenger RNA, 850 nt
Organism: Guyanagaster necrorhizus
Lineage: Eukaryota; Fungi; Basidiomycota; Agaricomycetes; Agaricales; Physalacriaceae
Exons: 4
Coding region: 33-740 (235 amino acids)
Biological process (GO): tRNA wobble uridine modification
Cellular component (GO): elongator holoenzyme complex
Source: RefSeq, a predicted model, not a curated record